GUGGCGCGCGCGGGCCGAGAGCACUGGAGCCCCAUGGAGCCCCCAGCGUUCCCCGCCGGCGCCGGCGGCCUCCAGACCGUGAGGGCUGCGCCCGGUAGUGACGCCGACCUUGUACUCCCUCCGCCUAACGGCACACCACCUUUCCACUACGUAUGGAGCCGUGCGGGAGCGUCGUUGGAUGAUCGCUUCAGGGCAUCAGAGGACGCGGGCGGUGUUCGCUUGACGGUCUCCGCUGCUCGCACUGGCGACAGUGGCAUUUAUACACUGCAAGCCAGCAAUGCUGCCGGCAAGGACACACGCCGCCUGCGACUGGAGGUAUCAGCAGAGGAGACGCCCAGCGGCGACGACCCGCCGACCUUCCUGCGACGUCUGCAAGACCUCACUGUCAAGGUCGGCACACGGACUCGUUUCCUCGUCGAAAUCGUCAGCUCCACUGAAUGCAAGGUGACAUGGUACCGGAACGAGCGGCGGCUGAUGGAGGCGGAACGCGUGUCACUGGUUCGCGAUGGCAACUUCUGGUGCGCGGACGUGGCCGCGGUGAGCGUGGAUGACGCGGGUCGUUGGACUUGCACCGCAGAAAACAUCGGCGGAAGAGCCAGCUGCUCAGCGCAUCUUAAUGUACUUGUACCAAAGGCAUAUAAGCGGCCAGAGUUCGUGGAGGAGCUGCGUGCCGUACUUACUGAACAGGGCACUGUUUCGUUGGAGUGCAAGGUUGUGGGGGUACCAACACCGAUCCUGCGCUGGUUCAAGGACAGCCGCGAGAUCAAGGCCGGUGAUGUGUUCGCCCUCACUGCUAAUGCGGAGGAUCCAACUUCGCUUGGCACAUACACAUGUGAAGCUGUGAACUGCAUGGGUCGCGCCUAUUCAUCCUCAAAGGUGCACGUCAUCGGCCGCGGAUCAAGAGAUGGAUCUCUUCGACCUGGCCAAUCUGGGGGUGUUUCCCCAGAACCGCCUCUGAUAUUUACAAAAGAGCUGGAGGCACAAUCGGUGAAGAUUUGUGAUCCCUUGACCUUGAGUUGCCACAUCGUCGUCCCGCCUUGGCCCCGGAGUGUUGUCUGGUACAACAAGGAAGGCAAAAUAGAACCAAACGAAAGAUACCAUGUGACAGAGGACGGCGUAGGGGGCUACUUAGUGGAGGUUACCAGUUCGGAAUGGCGAGACGAAGGGGAGUGGAAGUGUGUUGCGACAAGUGCUGGUGGACGUCUCGGCAUCACUACGUGCUAUGUCACUAUGGAAGUACCAAAGAAUUUCCGUAAGCCUAGAUUUAUGGAAAAUUUACAAGCCAUACUCACUGAAGAAGGCCUAGUAUCCUUCGAAUGCAAAGUUGUUGGUUUCCCAACACCAGUUUUAAGUUGGUUUAAGGAUGGUCAAGAAUUAAAGCCAGGUGAUGUAUACCAGCUCACUGGUACCAAUUCCUUAGGCUCUUAUUGUUGUAUAGCCAGAAAUUGUAUGGGACAAGCCAGUAGCUCUGCGGAACUGACUGUAGAAGAUAUACAGAACCAGUUAAAUGAAGAAGAGAAGUUGCAAUUGUUCUCGAAAAAUCAGGCACCGAAAUUUCUCCUAGGUCUUAAAAGUGUGGAAGCAAGAAUCGAUGAACCAUUCCGUUUUACAGUUAAAGUUGCCAUUCCGCCUGAGCCAUCGGUCCUAUGGUAUAGAGAUGAUCAACCCGUCGAUGAUUCACCGCGUUGUCACCUUGAUAAAGAAGAGAAGGGUGGAUUCUUUCUUGAUAUACGAAAUCUUGAAUUUUUAGAUCAGGCAGAAUGGAAGUGUGUUGCUAUCAAUGACUUUGGCCAUAGUGUUACCUCGUGCUUUUUAAAGUUGAUAAUUCCACGUCAUUAUAAAAAACCACGAUUCCUAGAAAAUUUACAAGCAAUUUUAUCUGAUGAAGGAGCAGUCAAUUUAGAAUGUAAAGUGAUUGGUGUUCCACAACCUGUAUUAAAGUGGUACAAAGAUGGAGAAGAAUUAAAACCUGGCGAUAUUCAUAGAAUAAUAUCAGGUCAAGAUGGUACCUGUUGCUUAGGUACUUAUACUUGUGAAGCACAAAAUUGCAUGGGCAUCGCAGCCAGUUCGGCUUCCCUCCUCGGUUUUGACGAUUCGAUGAAAAUUAAAAGCAAAAAGAAAAUAGAAGAACAGAAAUUGCAAAGAAAUUUGUCACUUAGUACUAUUCACGAAGAAAGGACAUCACAAAUGUACGAUACACCUGUGGGGGAUAUAACUUUAGACGAUAAAGGAGAAGUUUCAUUUUCAUUUGACGGAAAAGAAGUAUCAGUUUCAUUGUAUGAGACACCUGAUUUGACGGAAGAAGAAGCAUUACAAAUUGUUGAAAUGUACGCAGAUCAAUUAUCUGAAAACAUCACAGAGCAUAACGUUGUUGAAUUACCUCCAUUAAGGUUUGUGAAAGAAACAUCCAAUUCUGGUAAUUUACUAAUGGAAGCGAUAAUAAUUGACGUCUCACCGGAAUAUUUUGCGUCACCUGAAGAAGAUCUAAGGACAGAAGCGGAUAUUGAAGACAUUUCUAUUGCCGAUGAAAACGCACCAUCCCAACUUUCUUUCGAUCAAGAACAAGAAGAAAAAAUUUUACCCGUCAUGUCUGAUGAUAAAUACGAAAUUUCUCAUAAAUUAAAUAGAAAAAAGUCUGAUUCGCAGAGAAGUGCUGAUGAGUAUUUUAGUUUAUCUCGCGAACAUUCCUUAUCUGAAGAAAAAAGAGAUGAAGAUACAGAAAUAAUAUCUGAAAGUGACUUACUUAGUUUUGCAAGUGCCCACAGUUCAGGAAAACCAAAAACGAAAAUUGAUAAAGUAUCCCCUGAAGAUGCCAAUGAGGCAUUAGAAGAUAAGAAUGUCCCUAGGACAAAAUCGGAAAGAAAAAUUAGUGACGGUUCUAGGAAAUCAAGUACGGAAAGCGAAAAAUCGUUAAAUAAACAUAGAGAAGACAUGAUAGAAAAGCAGAUAAAUCCUAUGGAACAAACAAUACCCAAAAUUAAGUUAAAAGAAACUGUUAUUAGCAUAAGUACAUCUGUUGAUAUUUUGGUUAAAGAAAUACAAAAACUGGAAAAUGAAAUCAUCUUAAAAUCAGAAUUUAUGUCUUCUGUCAUUACAGCAUCAAAGAGUGUUGAAAUUAUAAAUAGCGUACUAUCGCCCUUAUCUGAAAUUAAUAGGAUAAUUAACGAACUUAAAGUGUGUUUAAUGGAAGCGAAUGAAGUUAAUUCUACGCUAUUUUAUAAUGUUUUACAAUCUUUGAAAUCUCUGCAACAGGCACUUACCAUUAUUGAAAAAUGUAUUGACGUUGAGAGCGAGAAUAGAACUCUUGUAAAGAAAACAUGUGUGUUACUAAUUGAAAAAUGUAGCAAUCAAUUUCAAGAUCUUAUGAUGCUAAUGAAGUUAAUAAAAACAAAUGGCCAUGGCAUGGUUGAUAAUAAGGUAUUGUUUGACAUUGAUUCAAUAUCUAACGAAAUUAUUACUAUUGUUAAUUUUACGGCAGGGACAAUAAAAACAAAUAAUUUGCUUAUUGAGGCUGAUAAACUACAAGCCGAAGAAUUAUCUGUUGAAGCGAAACAUUUAAGAGACACUCAAAAGGGUAUACAAGAACUUAAGAGACCGCUUACUUCCUUGCUAAACAUUGUAAAAAAUGCAGAAGCAGAAACAUCGAAAGAGGUUCCGUUUAUACAUAAUAGUUCGGUCAUACUUGCUGAUAUGUCGGAAUCAAUUCAGGAUUUGCAAUGUGCGCUAGAACAGAUCGAGGUAUUGUCAGUUAAAGAAAACUCAAUACCUUUGAACAAAUAUAACACAGAAAUUAUAAACUCUGUUUUGAAUCCCGUACUUGAAUUAAGAAAUUCUUUUGAACAACUAUCUACAGAAAGUAAACAUAUACAAGAUAAAUCUAUGUUAAACCAAAAAUUAAUCUCUGUUAAAAGUAAUAUUAAUGACAUAUUUUCACAUUUAAGUAACAUUGAAGAAAGUGUAGGAGCUUUUGAUAUUUUGCAAAACGACAAUAAACUAGAGACACUACAAAAAAUGGCCCAUAUUUUAAUAUUAUUGGAGAGUAAUUUAACAAUUUUAGACCACGUGCCUUCUGUAAAAGAAAAUUUGAGUCUAUUACAUAAAAAACUAACAAAAAUUUUAGAAAACGUCAUUGAAAGUAAUGAGGCAAAGAAAUAUUAUGAUUUCGUAGAAAUUUGUGACGUUAUAAAAGGAAUUAAUAAUUAUAUUCAAAAUGAUGACUCUCAUUCAAAUCUCAGUUUGGUCAGUGUUAGCAAUGCACUUAAUAUUAUCAAAGAUUGCCUAGUCAGAAAUGUUUUUGAUCCAGAUUUAAAUAAAUCUGUAAUUACUAUCAUAUCUGAAGUACAAAUAUCCAUUCAAGAAAUAAUAAAUCAAGAAGAACAUGAAACUUUUAGCUAUGAUUUCGAAUAUUUACAGCAUAAAUCAGAACAUGCAACUGAUGGAAGUAAAGCAAACAAUGUAAUGGAACAUAUAGAUCAGACUCUAGCAGUUAUUGCUACAGUUGUCUCCUAUGAAUCAUUGAAGGACCAAAAUGCAGUUCUCUUGCAACCGUUGGAAAGCGUUAUUCCCAUUUUAGAAGAACUUAAGAAUGUUGUAGCUUCUUUCAGCUUAGGUGGAAUAGAACGCGAAGAACAUGUGUCUGAAAUUACAGAGGUAACAUCUCAAUCAGUGGAAAUGUUAGCUAAGCCCCUUUUUGAGAUGAAUCGACAUCUGUCAGUUCUUAGUGAAAUCAUAUUGGAAGACCACGAAAGCAUAAAAGGAAACCAUCAACCACUUUCACAAUUUGCUCAAGCUUUAAGCGAAUUAUGUGAGACUUUAGAAAUCGUACAACACGACAUUAUUUCACAAUUUGGUGAACAUCCUCAUCGUUCGUUUUCUUUUGAUUUUGCUGAAACUGUUCAAAGUUUACAUAGUGCCAUCUUGAUGAUACAAAAUAAUAUCGAGUUAGAAGUUCCUGAUGAACUAUCAACUUUGGAAGAUAUAUCAGGUUUAAAAACUACAGCAGAUACGGUACAGUCAGAUCACUUGGCAAUCCCAAUUAUUGAACAUAAGGAAAUACAGGAGAUUUUAGAGCUAACUACAGAAUUAACUCCAAAGACUUCCUUGGCCCACAUUCUAAAUGUGUUAAAUAAACAUAUAGAAAUAUUGCAAAAUCCAGAGAGAGAGGAAAUUAUAGAAAAAAUAUCUAAAAGUAAAUUGCCUCCCAGAUUAUCACUUACUACAGAAUUGGCUAAUUUACAACUAGGAAUUCAAGAAAUUCUACAUCCAACGAUGUCAAAAAGUUUAGAAAAUAUUUUUGCUAUAACAACUAUCACUGAAAUAGGUUCACUAUCUGAAUCAAUGAUUGCAGUACAACAGAUAUUAUCACAAAUUACUACUGAAAACAUUCCAAUUUUAGAAGAUAUUGUAGAUAUUUCAUCGGACUUAACACAUUCCGUUAACCUAUCCAUUGCAGAACUCAAAGAACACCUCGAUAAGUGUAUAGAAGUAAUAUUACCAGCAUUGCACAUUACUGACGUAUCUAUUAAAGUAUCAAAUAAUAUUGCGACUUUAAAAGAAACGUGUGAACUCUUGUGUGAUUUAAUAGCUGACGCUAGCGCAUCUAAUAAGACUUUUAAAGAAAAAUUAAAACCUUUAAACUUCUCAACUAAAGAAUUAUUAGACUCACUAGAUGUGUCAAAGAAGAUCGACGUCAAAAAAAUAAAAUACCUCACCGAAGAACUUUACAAAGAAAGUUCAUGUGUCGGAGAAGAAAUUUUAUCUCUUGCACCAUUACCAAUAAACCAAAUGGAAGAAGAAGCUCAUUUGCUACAAGUUUUACAUGAGUUAGAAUCAUCUAUUUCUAUUUUACAACAAUAUGAAUAUGUAGGUCUUAGUACACCACAACAAGUUAAGGAAAUAGAACCUCAGAUACUGUGCGAAUUAGGUGAUAUUUUGAUUACCACUUCUAAUGUAAUGCACUAUUGUAAAAAUCAUUAUGAAGAUCAAGAAGAUAUUCAAAAUUUUAUUGCUAUGUGCCAAAAUAAAUUUAUUAUCCUCCGUUCAUUAAUAAAUGAAAAUUUAACAUACAAACGUAUCAUUAGAUUGUAUCAAGAAUUUAUUUUGGUUCAUAAUUUAGUUAAUUUAUUCAAAGAAAAUAUUUUGGUAUUGAGAGUGCCUCGUGACCUAGAACAAGUCAUGACAGAGUUUCUUGAAAAUACAAACAACUUCUUAGAUAGAGUACGGAUAUUUGUUGUAAUUAUAUUAGAAAAGCAAAUGGAACUGAUAUUUGCCACCCCGAUGAGAACCCUGACGACCAAUUGUGAAAAACUUGUUGAAGACGUCAUAGCUGUAGGUUCAUCAGAUUUAACAAAUGUAAUAGAAGCAUUUUUAAAGGCUAAAGAGAUUAUUUUGCCAAGUUUGGAUAAAUUAGACGUUGUUCUUAUAAAAGAUCUGAAUUUAAAAGUAUCAAAUUAUGAAAUGGAAGAAAACAUUAUAAAUGCGUGGGAAAAAUUUGAGGAAAUUUUCCAAAAAUACAUUUUGAUGAACCUAACGAACGCGAAGCAAAAGCUAGAAAUAGAUAAGGCGAAGCAAUGUAUUCAAAUGUAUAAUGAUCUUAAAGCUUCGAAUGGAAGAGCAAAACAAUUGAUUCUAUUGAAAAGUAUGGCUGAAUGUUCAGAAAUUCUGAAGGAUAUUAUUUUAGAAAGUAAACAGUUAUUUAGUGUUAAAUUACAGAAUCAACAAUUUCUGGAGAAUUCGUUGUCACAGAUGUACACAGAUCUCUCUAUUUUAAGUGAAAAACUAAGAGAAUACGAGAAAAAAUUGCCUGCAAAAAAUUCCGGCGUUUCUUUAGAUUCGUACAUUUUAAAUCUAAAUGAAAAGUUUUGUAAAUUCAUUGUAGAGCAUAAACAAACACAGUGCCCAAUAACUGUAACAAGUGUCGUUAAAUCGUUAAUUUUGAAAUUAUUCGAUGAGAUUCAAAGUGUAAAAAUGCAGUUAAAAUCUUUCGAAAGACAAUUAAUCCCGAUGACUGCAUCUAUCAACAAUUUUGUAAAUACCUUAGACGAAAUUGAAAAACUAAUUAAUGCUUUAAUAUAUUCACAACAAGCAGAUAAUAUACAAAUUCAACAAAUAGGUAAAAUGAUGGAUCACAUCGAUGAGUUCGUGUCUAAAGAUACCCUAGAAGUUAUCAAGGAUAUAUCGAUCUCAUCAAACGUAGUAGAUGCCGAAAAAGCAGUGAAGUUAGCAACAGAGCUCAGGGAAAAUAUUUCGGCUAUUAUGUUAUCACCAGAAAUCCAUUUAUCCGAAGAGACGCUAAAGGAAAAUCUAAGCGAAGCAGAUGUAUCUCUGGCAUUUGAACUUCAGCAAGCUUUGUCGGUUGUAAUAACGGAAAUUAACGAAAAAGCUGAAGAACUGUCUUCACAAUUCGACGGUAUUAAUAUGCAACAGGUACAGAGUAAUCUGACUAGUUUGUCUUCUGACCUUAAAGCACUCAUCACGUCAGCACAAGUCAUUGAAAAAACAGACGAUGUUAAACAAGCAGUGGUUGAAAGUGAAAAUGCCAUUAAUCUAGACACCGUAACCGAAGGUGUAGCACAAAAAGAGGAAGAAGUGGUUACUAUCGGUGAAAUGAUGGAUCACAUCGAUGAGUUCGUGUCUAAAGAUACCCUAGAAGUUAUCAAGGAUAUAGCGAUCUCAUCAAAUGUAGUCGAUGCCGAAAAAGCAGUGAAGUUAGCAACAGAGCUCAAGGAAAAUAUUUCGGCUAUUAUGUUAUCUCCAGAAAUCCAUUUAUCCGAAGAGACGCUAAAGGAAAAUCUAAGCGAAGCAGAUGUAUCUCUGGCAUUUGAACUUCAGCAAGCUUUGUCGGUUGUAAUAACGGAAAUUAACGAAAAAGCUGAAGAACUGUCUUCACAAUUCGACGGUAUUAAUAUGCAACAGGUACAGAGUAAUCUGACUAGUUUGUCUUCUGACCUUAAAGCACUCAUCACGUCAGCACAAGUCAUUGAAAAAACAGACGAUGUUAAACAAGCAAUGGUUGAAAGUGAAAAUGCCAUUAAUCUAGACACCGUAACCGAAGGUGUAGCACAAAAAGAGGAAGGAGACGUUAAGGAUGGUAUUAGAUACGAAGUGAAAGAAGAUGAAACUGAUUUUGAUGAUGGUGAAACACAAAAUACAUUACACAAUCUUAAAUCAUUGCUUAAGGAAGUAUGUGAUAAAAUCGAUACACUAGCGACUUCCAGGACAGCUGAUGAUAUAGAAAAUUUGCAAAAUACUCUGGAUGAAAUUCAAGCUGUAAUAAUUGCAUUGAAAAGGGACUAUAGUGAAUCCCUUAAUGAUACUCUUAAUGAAAGUCUUCAAGAUUUAGAGUGCAGCGUCAGGAGCGUUCAACUACAGAUAAAUGAAGAAAGUCCUCCCGAACUUGUUAAAGAAGCUUGUGAAACUUUGCAGGUUCUAGUAUCUAACAUGUGCGAAAUGCAUGAAUUCCAAGUAGUUCAAACCACAGGACAUAAAGAGAAAUUAGGUAACAUUAUUACUUCAUGUUCCAAUGAUACUGAAGAAACGAUUCAUCUCUUGGAAUCAGCAUUAAGUAUGAAAUCUGAUGAUGAAGGACAAUUUAAUAGAUUGUACACGUAUGUCAAUGAAUUGAAGCUUGUUAUCAAAUCAUUACAAUCUAGUUUUGCAGAUAAUUCUGAAAACCUUAUUGAAAAAGGCAUUGAAAUAAUGCAAAACUUAGAUCAAAUAGAAGAUCAAGUGUUUGCUUUAGAAAAAGAAGUAGACACGUAUGUAAAUCUAAACACCAUACAAAGGGACAGCAUAGUAACUGCAAUCCAUUCUGUUUACGGGUCCAUUUCAAAUAUGAGAAGUGCAAUGUCAAGUGUACAAAAACAUUACAUGUAUGAAAAUUACGGAAAAUCUUCCGAACUAAUUUUGAACGCAUUGAAAUGUAUUACUUUUAUUGCAAAUAAAAGUGAUAAAAAAUGGAAAACUUUAAGUAAAUCAUUACGUAAAGUUUUAAAUCAUUUCGAGGAUAUAAAAUUUUACAUAAACUUUGAUAAAACUGCGAGGAUACCUGGUGAUGCUUCAUUUACCAAAAUAAUAUUACUGGAUCUUAAAGCUACAAUUGAAUCAUUAAUAUAUGAACAUGAUAAAGAUUUUGGUGAAGACGUUAUGCUUAACAGUAAAUGUGUAGUCGAGUGCCUUGAAAUGAAUCUUCUCAAAAUGGAAAGUAAAUCAAAUUUACAAGUCAAAGAAAAAAUACCAAUUUUUAAAAGUAUUGGUCAAAAAAUAUGUGCACUGGCAUCAUCUAUAAAGGAAUAUUUAGAAUUAUCUGAAGAAAGAGAAAAAGUCCAAAAUAUUGAAGCUUUGCAGUCCCAAGAUUCUAAAUCGAUCCAAGGUCUAAUUGAAGUUGAUAAAACAGAAGAUAUAGUUAAAGACGAAUUAAGAGUUACAAUUGAACAAAUACCCUCCACAGAUAAAGAUAGCCAUGAAAGCUUCGAUUUUAGCAAGGAAGAAAAAGACUCAACACAAUAUUCUUCACAUAUUAUUGAAAAUGUUAACGUGCAUUCUGAAAAUAUAAAUUCAACUGAUGAUAUCGAGAAAAAAGAAAAAUCCGAAAACACUAGUUUUACAAUAAAUACCCAUGCAGUCGACUUUGCUUUAGAAAUUUUGCCAGAAACGAUUAUGACCGAAUAUAUAACAGAGGCAUCAACGUUGAACCUCGAAACACACAAGCCUUUAGAAGCGCCCUUACAGCAAAUUAUAGACACUGGUAUAUUGUAUAAGGCCCAUGUCAAUGAAGCAGUAAUUGAAUCCGUAAUAGAUACAGAUUCCAAAGGUCAUGGUACUAGUCAAGAUUCUAAAGAAUUCAAAGCAUUGGAAAAUGAAAAGCUUACAAUAAAUCAAACACCAGAAGGCGAGCCUAAGUCUGAUGAAACUAUUGACUACACUUUAAGUCAUUCUAUAAUAGACACGAACGAAACACUCAAAAAAGAUACAACUACAGAUGAAUCUAAAUGUGUUACUAUUAAGGAAACAAUUGAAGAUAUUUCAAAAGUAACUGAUCAACAGCCUCAUAAACAACAAAUUUCGACAGAUGUAGAUGAAAAAUCUGAACAAAAAGGACAUGACUUCGUUGCAGAAAAAAUCUGUGAGGAUAUUUCACAGAAAAUUGUCAGUGCCGAUAAUAAUGUUGCUGUUGCCACAGAUAAUGGAGCUCAAAAAGAUAAAAUAAUUGUAGAUAGUGAAAAUGAAAAACAUAUAGAAAAUAAUGAUAAAUUUGAAAAUAACAAUAUUGCAGCUAAUAAAUGCGAUUUGAUUGUUGACAGCGAGAUAGUUGACGAUAAAAAUGUAGUAAACAAAAAUGAUAAAACACGUGAUGAAGGAAGUAAUGAAAUGAAACCUAUAUUAGCGCCCAAAGCUAUCUAUGAACUAGAUUCUCUUGAACAAAUAAAAACUGUUGGAAGUUGCAAGGAAAAUGAAAAUAAUACGGGUGAUAACAACGAAAUUACACAUGGUAAAUCGAUUACAAAUGUGGAAAUUUCCAAAAAGGAACAAGAUAACGGAACUUUACAAGUAAACGUUCAGAAAUUGACUACUGAGGUUAAAAGGGAGGACAAUAUACUAGGAGAUAAAAUUAAAUCAAUAGAAAUGAAAAUUGAUUCUAACUCACAAGCUCCAUUGCUGGAGAAUACAGAAUUAAACACAAAUCUUGAUAUAAACACAGAAGCCGGAAAUUUAGUUAAUGACAACAAUGCUAAAAUAAAUCUGGAAACAAAAGUUAGAGAGGACAAAGACACGGUCACAAUAGCUGACAAAAAUUAUAACAUUGAAGAUAAAAAAGAAAGCACAACUUAUAAUGAUAGACAGAUAAAUCAAGAUAAUUUACACAAAGAAACAUGUAAUCUAGAAAAAACGGAACUUGAAUCAAUAGAGAAUAAUAAGAAACUUUUAGAUUUUGAGGAAGUUUCCGAUGUUCCUUAUUCAGGGAAUGGUGAAAAUCCUAUUAAACAAGAAAUAAAAAUAGAAUUACAAACAACAAAUUUAUUACGUGAAGAAGCUCAGAAGUCUUCUGAAGAGGACGUUGUCUCACAAAAUAGUACUUUAAAACAGAUUAUUACUAACAAUGAUCAAUUAAAAGCCAAUAAUUAUAUAAAUCAAAGUAAGGAAGAAGGAACUGUACUCGAUCAAAAAGCAGAGAUAGAAAAGCGCGGCAAUAUUAUCACUCAUAAAAUUGAUGAUAAAACAGAACUGGAAAACAAAGAGGAAUCAAAUGUUUUAGCCAUAAAUGUAGAAAAUAAAAUUACCGAAAUUCAAUAUAAAAAACUUGAGAGUGAGGAGGAGAAAAAAUGUACAGAUGAAGAAGCGACAACAAGUAAACAUCCAUCAGACAAAGAAAAACCUAGACGUAAGAAAAAAGAUAUCAAAAGUAAAAAGCAAGUGCAUUCACCACUAACUACUGAAAACAAAGAUGAAGAAUCCGAAACUAGUGAGGUCAAAGAUAUUAAUGUUUUCCAACGGAAAGAUACAUUAGAGGCCGAAAAAGAACUUAAAGACAAAUCUAAAGAUGAUUCCGAAGAAACGCCGAAUGUUAAUGAAAGCAGCAAAGUAAGUAAAUCCAGUGAAUCGAUAAUUUUAGAUGACGUUUUGGUGCAAGAGAGACAAAACGUGGAAAAUUUAAGAAAAGACAAAAUUGAAAAUGAAAACAUUGACGUGGAAACAGAUUUGUCUACGAAAGAUGUAUCAAAAUAUCGAAAGGAAGUAACCCAAACUUCAAAAACACUAAAUAGCAACAACCUAAAUAUCGCGGAAAUACAAAAUACAAAAUGUUUCAAGGAAAAUGAUAAUAUUGAUAAUACCAAUGAAAGCAGUAAUCAAAAAAUAUGUAAAGAAUUUGAUUUACAAAUUGAUAGGAACAUCUGUCGACAACUUGAUGGACAUGAUGGAACUAUUUCUAAAGAACUAGAAGAUUCUACCUUGGAGCCAAUAAAUAUGAGCAAAAUUAAGAAAAUCGAAAUAACAAGUUAUGACAAGCUGUACAGUGAUGAGACAGUAAGUGUACAAAAUUCUGGUAAAAGUGCGGACACGGUAACGAAAAAUAAUGCUGUGUUUAUAGAUAGGACAAGCAAUAAUUAUGAAAACGAGUUUUUGAGGCCACCAGGAUACGUUGAGAGAACUUUUAAUAAUGAUCAUUCUAAUUCAGAAUUAGAUGUAGCACAAAACUAUCCAUAUUACAAAGCUCAAACUUUAGUGCGUAAUACUCAAUAUACAUCGCCGUUCAAUACUGACCAAAUUCAAAGUAAUGAGUUGGUAGAGAGAAAAGAUGUCUCGCAUAAGUUAAAAGCGUUGAAUGAAACAAGAAGUUUCAUAACAGAAAAACGCUCUAAACUUUUGCGUGAUGUAAAAAGGAAGCCUGUUUUUUCCACAUAUCUUACUGAUAGAACAGCUGUUGAAGGAUCUAGAGUCAAACUCACCUGUAGUGUUUUAACAACAUUAGAACCAAGAAUCGUAUGGUAUAAGAAUGGUGUUCCACUCGAUAAUAAAUUAAAAUACAGAACAAAAUCAAUCGAUGGCUUGUUGACGAUGGAAGUACUCAAUGCUGAACCGAGUGAUUCUGCCGAAUAUAGUUGCACCGUUGAAACGGAAAACGGAUCAGUAACUACUUCGGCAAUAUUAAAGGUAUAUCCCAGUUUUGAAGUUUCACCCAUACCACCGACUUUUACAAGAUCAAUAAGAGAUAAGUACCAUCUUGCUGAAAACGAGCUGGUGCUAGAAUGUCGUAUUCGAGGACAACCACUUCCGACUAUUACUUGGCUAAAAGACGACAGAUUAAUAAAUAUCAACGAGAGAUAUGAAGCAUUUUACUUAGCUGACGGAGUUUGCAGAUUGACCAUUAGUAAUCCUUCAUCAGAAGACAGUGGUAAAUAUACAUGUAAAGCAGAAAAUUCUAUGUGGUCAGAUCAAAUAAGUCACAUCGUUACAUUCACAGGUAUAGAACCUCGCUUUGGUCUUCAUUCUACAUCUGGAGAAUCGUCUCGAUUAAACCGUCAAUCAUCAGAAGCUCGUCGACCUCAUUUUACAAACGUGUUAUCUGACUAUAAAGUUAGUAGUGGAGGCACAAUCGGUUUGCAAGUGGAAAUAAAAGGCUCUCCAACAAGAGUGGAAUGGUUGCGUGAAGGUCAUGCUAUUACAGAUAUUUAUAGAAAUGCUCAAACUUUUGUAGACCAUGGAUUAUAUACUUUAGCACUAUCCGAUGUCACUGAAAAAGAGUCUGGUAUAUACACCUGUAGAGCUUGGAGUAGGCACGGAAAUGUUGAUAUGACUGCAGCAAUAACUGUUGUCCAACCAAAUGAAAUUGAUGGCAAGCCUGCAGUUAUAAUUGGUCGACCUCAGAAGGACGUACUUAUUUCAGUCGGUGAAGAUUUAAAUAUUUCCUUCAGGGUACAAGGAGAACCCAAGCCUAAAGUGACUCUAAUGAAAGGUAUUCGUGAUAUAACGAAUAGUCCACGGGUAUGUAAAAUGAAAUCAGAUGACUAUAUGAAAUUUACAUUAAAGAGGUCAGUCAUAUCUGAUGCAGGGACCUAUUGCAUUCUUGCAAGAAAUGCCUACGGAUGUGAUAGAGCUUUUGUUACAGUAGUGGUACGACAACGCGCUUCGUCUGAUCAUUUAAUAUCUGAUUGGACUUAUCCUACUGACUCGACGAUAAUUGUAGAUGAACGCAGAUACAAAUCUGUACCAAAUCGCAUCCCGGGAGAGCUGAGUGUAGUGGACGGUGGAAAUAACUGGAUCUCAUUAGCUUGGCCGAAGGUCGAUCCUGAAGGUGGUGCUCCAGUAUCGGCAUACAAAAUUGAGAGUUGGUUACUGGGUAAAGAAGGAGGAGCGCGUUGGACAGAACUUGGUAUUACUCCGCUUAACUCCUUCGAAGCGUAUAAUCUUAAGCAAGGAGAAGAAUACCAUUUCAGAGUGACACCAAGAAACAGAUACGGUUGGGGUGAGUCUGUACAAACAUCGAACCCAGUCGGCGUUGGAUUAGCAGGUGAUAGGCCCGAAUUCGUUGAAGUGCUACCGGGACAGUUGAAAGUUUUGGUGGCGGAGACUGCUACAUUGAAAUGCAGUUUUAAGGGCAAACCUACACCAGAAAUCGUUUGGAUGAAGAAUGGACAUGAAAUUGACGAGGAGGACCAAAGAUUAAAGACAUGUUUAAAUAAUUACAACUGUUCUCUGACCAUCCACGAUGUUCAAAUAAAUGAUGAAGCCAGGUACAGUUGCGAAGCCACAAACGUCCACGGCAGAGCAUCGACAUACGCAAGAAUCGCGGUUGUCACUGACAAGAGUAUUUGGGAGGCGGAUACGAAGCUUAAGAGGGAAAGAUCAUCAGAUGGCGGAGAGUGUCCCCCGCAGUUCACAAUGCGACUACGUGACAGGCGCGUGCAGGCCACGUAUCCUGUCCGCCUGACGUGCCAAGUCAUUGGCAGACCACCGCCCCUCGUCACUUGGUACAAGAACGGGGAAGAAGUCAUCGAUGACAAUCGUCAUACGAAAUCGCAGGACGAGCAUUUCCAUACAUUGGAAAUAGCACCCACAACGCUGGAAGAUGGCGGUGUAUAUGAGGCGACAGCGAGGAACGGCAGCGGCGCAAUCAGCUGUCGAUGCAACCUGGUCGUCGACAAGGGCAUCAGGGCUUACAUCGCUCCGGAAUUUUGUUGCGGACUGGAGCCAUUGUAUCAGCUGAGCAUUGGUCAAGAGUUAAGAAUAUCAGCAGUGGUUGAGGCAUAUCCGUCUGUGGGGGUGACGUGGUACAGGGACGGGGUGAGACUGCGCCCCAGUAGACGAGCUGUGAUGACGUUAGACAGGGACGGGCAGAUAGAGCUAGCAGUAGGCUCAGUGACACAAAGGGACGCAGGUGUCUACACGUGCACGGCGUCGAAUGAAGUGGGCAAAGCAUCUACCUCAGGAAAGGUUGAGGUGUUUGGUGAAAGCGAGGGAGAGAGGAAACAAGCCAUUCCAACCGUUAUCUGCUCAGAUGUACCAUAUUCAAGAGAACCAACUUUUAUAAGAAAGCCAAGGUCAAGUGAAGCAUAUGAAGGUGACACUAUAAUUAUAGAGUGCGAGGUGACAGGAGACCCUAAACCAGAUGUGUUUUGGCUCAGGGACUUUUUGAAGCCAGACUACUACCGCGACGGAUCUCACUUCAAGCGCGUUGGCGACGGCCCUGAGUAUCGUUUCGAGAUUCCGCACGCGAAGUUCGACUACACGGGCGCGUAUUCGGUCGUCGCUAGAAACGUACAUGGGGAGGCCAAAGCAGUUAUAUCGUUACAAAUUUUGGCCAAAGAUCCCCGUUCAACAGAGGAGGCACAUAAUGUUCGUUAUGGCCGAGUAGAAGUGAUACCACGCUUUGAGAAGGAUUUGACUGAUUUAUUGUCUCAUGACGGGGACGCCGUGGAGUUCGAGUGCCGGGUGACGGGUGAGCCAGAGCCCGACAUCAAGUGGUAUCACUACACUAAGAUAAUUCGUGAAUGCUCCGAAUUCGAAAUGAGCUAUGAACUUGGAACUGCGAGGUUGAAGAUCAAGCAAGUGACUGCAGACGACGAAGGCACUUAUACCUGCGAAGCCUAUAAUUAUCUCGGGAAAGCAACCUCCAAAGCUUGUCUUGUCGUUUAUCCGGCUGGUGAGCCGAAUACUUUGAGCCAAAGACUACGGCGGCCUCCGGUGUUAUUGUCGGCCGUAUCAACACCGCGGUCCACGCCUGCGCGAUCCAUCUCCCGUGCUAGAACACCAGGUCCAGACAUAAGAAGUCUUUGCAGUCCUGCCCGCGAGAUUGCACCGAAAUUCUAUACGUAUCCUUAUAACAAAGUAGCAGAAGAAGGUGACACGGUCGUCUUCCAAUGUGCGGCUAAGGGCCUUCCCGCGCCUUGGGCGACUUGGGACAAAGAUGGAGUUGUUAUAACACCCUCCUCUAGGAUAACGAUUAAAGAGAAAGACGAAAUAUUUAGGAUUUUAGAAAUCGAUGAAGUAAACAGCGAAGACGUUGGACUGUACAGAGUGACACUGGAAAACGAUUACGGCAGGGCGGAGGCGACUGCGAGGCUCGAAGUUAUAUCACAAAAAGGAAAGUUCUACGCCAGUGGGAGAUCGUAUAGUGCCUCUCCAAGAAAGUCUCUGCCGUACAAAAGGAGUAUGUACUCCCUUCCGAGACAAGACUGACGAAAACCGAGUACGAAACUAAUGUUUUAAUGUAGAUUUAGAAAAUCGGCGCCAUCAAUUUUAUUAACACGUAAGUACGUAACCCUAUUAAUGCGCUUUCGCGAAAUGGGUACCCAUUUUAGAUUUGUUUACUGCGUUGCGAUUGCGUUGAAUAUUAUUGAUGCGAAUUUAUCUAAAGUAAAUAAAAAGCGAAUUUGGAUUACUGAAGGCGACACUUAUCAUAGGAUAUUUUUCUGGAGAAUGAUGAUCUUGUUUUUCAUCCUAAUCUUUACAUUUUCAGAAUCUCUAACGGCUGCCGCGUGUGACUCUUAAUAAUAGUUUUAUAACAUUUAUUUAUGUGCAUUUUAUUUAUUACAAACAGAUAAUAUUGUUAUU
Messenger RNA from Papilio xuthus (Asian swallowtail), 16551 nucleotides. RefSeq lists its product as uncharacterized. Gene Ontology annotation, molecular function: protein binding. The record is from RefSeq and is a predicted model, not a curated record. Lineage: Eukaryota; Metazoa; Arthropoda; Insecta; Lepidoptera; Papilionidae. Bases 34 to 16176 code for a protein of 5380 amino acids. The transcript is spliced from 29 exons.